Messenger RNA from Orbilia oligospora ATCC 24927, 720 nucleotides. RefSeq lists its product as uncharacterized. The record is from RefSeq and is a predicted model, not a curated record. The coding region runs from base 1 to 720 and encodes 239 amino acids. Lineage: Eukaryota; Fungi; Ascomycota; Orbiliomycetes; Orbiliales; Orbiliaceae. The transcript is spliced from 2 exons.
AUGUUGAACACAUACGCUUCGAACCUCACAGAACGGCGGAAAGUCUCGCCAAUCACGCCUGUAGCCACUUCACAAUUACUUGCUUUACCAAUCCCAGAGCCUGAGAUGCCUCGAUAUACUUUUCGACGAGAGUCUCUGUGCUCGACCUGUCAGAAAUCAUACCCGAGCAGGUUUUCAGAUUUAUGCGCUGACUGCGAAUCUGAGGAGAAUCCAAUGUUCCUCUACACCAUCUAUGAGUCAGAUGAAGAAGAUGAAGAAGUUCAUUCUAACUCCCCGCCAGCAUCACCUGGCCCAGAUUUUCGCCUGGAUUUCUCCAACCUUACCCCACCCAAGUUCAGCUUCAAUAACUACUCUAGUUCUGUGGAUUCCGCAUCGACCGUCUUCACUGAUAGUAUGCUGCCCACACCCAACUUCGAACUUGCAGACACCUUGACUCCAAUAUCGACUCCUGGUAGCUUCACUAUUAUGAUGAGAGAGCGGAAAGGUUAUAUCUUCGAGGGUCCUAGGGAGCCUCAAGAUUAUUUCCCAGCAUACCUAUAUCCCCAGUCGGUGGAUCCAGAGAUCAAACGAUCAGGACCUAUUAAAAUCCCACGAAGCCCAAGCUCAGAUCCAAAUUCUAUCUAUAUGGAAUUAGAUACCAUAAACAGUGGGGAGGAGGGUCCAACUAGCCCUCAUAUUGUCAGGCCGACUAGCCUUCGAAGUUUCUUUACUCCCAAAUAG